GCCAUCUCGAAAUACUUCUUGUGUACUUCAGGUUGACCUUUUCAGUGCACUCACCUCACACGCAGGAAAAGUAAUGCCACAAGGCUGCAGGAGAAUAUAUACAAAGGGGGGAGGGGAAAAAGAAGUUUUAUGUUGUUCAAAUAGGCAAGGGUAUCACCCGUUAGAAUCGCCCAGUGUUAAUUUCUCCCAACCAUUUUCAAGUUUUGGUCAAGUAGGUGGUGACGUUGAAUAUAUAACAUUUAAUUUGGUUUAUUCGUGUAAAAGAGUUCUUGUGAUGAGAAAGUGGUUUUAUAAUUCCAACUCAUGGUAGACAGAGAAUGCUUGCAAUUAGGCACUUUGCAUUUCAAAAUGCAGCGCUGGCUGUUCCGAUCAGCUCUCAAAACAAAGUACAAUCCUUCCCGUCAAUACGAACAGUCAACAGGGGAACAGAAGAUCCAUUCAGUAAAAUGUGACACGUGCUUGAACACUACCUGUGUGUAUGGCUUAGGAAGAAUCAGCAGUAGAGGAAUUUUUGUGCUGUUUAUCUUGGCUUGUGUGGCUGUGACAGCACUCAAUGUUUAUUUACUACGUCACACAGAAGCAGAUUCAGGACAUAUUUUGCCACAUCCAGAGAAGAAUUCUGUAAAGAAGCCGGGUUUUGCAGUUUAUGGCAGAAAUGUAGAUUCUGGAUACCUGAAACAUGUAUACCUGGUUCUUGAACGUUUGGGCUUUGAACGGCGAAAUGAUUCAGACUGGGAUGUUCUGUGGGCUCAUGCAUAUCCUUUCCGUGUUUUAUAUUCCAGUCUUAAAAAUCUCGAACCUCAUCAAAAGGUGAACCACUUUCCAGGAUCUGGAUAUAUCACACAAAAGGUUGAUCUUGCUACUUCAGGCAUUCCUUACAUUCCAGUUGCCUUCAGGAUCCCUUCUGAUGUUGACAAGCUGUUUGAAUAUGCAAAAAUAAAUCCAGAAUCAUUAUUUGUUCAGAAGAGUAAUGACCAUAGAGGUGUAAGAAUCACAAAGGCAAAUGAUCUGAACUUGAAAGCAGAAGGUACAUUUGUUCAGGAAUAUGUUAGCAAACCCUUGCUUGUGGAUGGGCAUAAAUUUGACAUCGGAGUGUAUACAAUUCAGACAUCCAUUGAUCCUCUGAGAGUGUACAUUUACAAUGGGGAUAUGAUACUGAGAUUCUGUCCAGAGAAAUAUCACCCCUUUGACCCUGAUGUGCUUGAUAAGUAUGUCGUGGGAGAUGAUUACCUACCUACGUGGGAAGUGCCUUCUUUACAAAAAUAUUAUGUGGACUUAGGUUUUUCCAUGAAAGAGUCACUUACUGCUUAUUUAAAAGACAUGGGUAAAGAUCCAAGCAAAAUAUGGGACCAGAUAGAUGAUGCCUUAAGACGUGCCUACUUAAAAACAGAGCCAUUGAUGGUUAAGUCUGCUUCCAAUUAUAGAUCAAAGCGAAAUUUUUUUGAAAUGGUACGCUUUGAUUUUGUUGUUGAUGAAGACUUGAACGUUUAUAUAAUGGAGGCAAACAUGUCUCCCAACUUGUCCUCCCAACAUUUUCCUCCCAACAGUAUGCUCUAUGAACAAGUUCUCUUCAACACAUUAAGCCUGGUUGGAGUAGGACGGAAGGUACAUGGAGAUUCUCUUAGUCCAAGGUCAAGUUCUGAAGAAACUAUGCAGGUAACAGAAAAGAACCUCAUGGUAUAUCCUGCCGUGUGUGCAAGAAAGCUUUGUCGCAGCAGCUGUGUGUCACCUGACUGCCAGCUUUGCAGGCCCUGCCUAACUGCGGAGACCGUGGACGUGUUGAAGGCCGCUUAUCUGGAACACGUCAAUCGUCAGGACUGCAAAAGAAUCUUUCCUCCACACUUGACUGAAGAAGAUGCAAAGAGGAGUAUCAGUUUAGAUGAAUACUCACCAGAGAAUCAGCUGAUGUAUCGAUGGUUUCAAGGGAAAUGUCUCAUUGACCGCACAUGGUGUUGAUUUGCAACCGCAUUCUUCUGUUGUCAGACGAGGUUAUAUGAAUUUCCAAUGGAUGGGAUGACGAAUAAGCAAGGAAAUACGUGGUACUGACCUGUCUGAUCAAUUAUCUCGGAAUCAGCGUGAAAAGACUAUGGAGAGAUGACCCUAAGGAGAGAUUCGAACUGGGAACCUCCUUAAUGCACGCAGUCUUUGCAGGGACUGAAGAAGGCAAUCAGAAACCCAUUAGUUAGGAUAUCAGGGAAGUGGGCUGAGGUUUUAAUUCGGAACGUCCCAAAUUUGAAACGGGAGUGCUGUCCACUCCACGACGACGACGACGUUAGGUUACAGGAACUGCUUCUGCCAACCUUAGUAUCAUCUGGACCCGGCGUUCAAGUCACUGGGUAGCACGAAGGACGUUUUAAUUCCGUUGCAGUUCGCUUGAUGUUUGUGGUUACUAAUGCAUCCUUAACACACUGACGACCUUGAAGAAACAAGCAAUCACAUAAUUGAAUGAUAACACGUGAUAAGAAUAAUGACAUACAUCGUCGAUGUAAGCUCACAUCGUUCUUUGAAUACCUGUGUUUUAUAUUUGACUGAACAAGUUGCAUCGACGUCAAGGUUCCGAAAAAAUGACUACGAUAUUAGUAAGGAGAUAAAUUAAAGAAUUUUUGUCCUCUGAGGUGAUGCAACGGAUGGUUCGAAACAGGUUAAAGAAAUGUAUUUCCAAUUCAUUUGAAUAAAUGGCUUUUCACUUUUCCGGUUACCCUGAAAGUGGAAAGUCAUGAUUUGUAAGUAGCUCGUCGCAUUCUCCACAAGCUUCUACAAACUAAGAAACUGCAUGGAGAGACGUUAUUCUUGAAAAAUUAGUAAGGAAACGCUCACCUUUUAUGAAAUCAGAAGCUUCAUUACCGUGUCCACAAGAGUCUGCCACCGGCCCCUAUCGGGUAAGAUGAACCAUCCACUCUGUUCCAUUACGAUCCAUUUUAAUAUUAUCAUUCCAUCUGUGCCCAGAUCUUCCGAAUAAAAUUUUUGUAACGAUUUCUCCACGUCUCCCUUCCUCACAUGCGUGCUAGGUUCCCCACCCGGGCCAUUUUUUAUUGUAUAAACGAAUUUGGGGAAUACGAAGCUGGUAAUUCAGCUCCACAGUUCUAUAGACUGAUGACGCGUACCAUUGCCGAUCUUCGAUGUCUGUGUGGAAUUACGCAGAUUUUAAGAAAGUGUGUCAUAUUUCUGAUUCUUGUUCCCGAACUACUUAAAUGCGUUUGCGAUGACACGGUCGAUAACAGGCACGAGAAUGAAUACACUCGUUCUGAUAAACAUCUUCUGUUUUAUCAAAAUAAGGCAUUAAAAAUUAAAAUUUAAUAUCAAGUCUCCGAAACAAUACAGGACCAAAGAUAAGGCUGAAGAUUUUCUGUCUCCUCAAAUUCCUUCCAUAUUUUCUGUGUUAGUCGCUAGGAGAUACCAAAUUUGUAGUUUAAUACGUAAAGCAUUGAUUUAUCGCUGUCCAACGACAGUUUUUAUUUAUUUAUAGCAAUACAAAACGUACGUGAUAAUAUUUUAAAUUCCAACUGGUUAACGUUCUUUUAGCCGAUUUGAAUAUAAAAUGAAGGACUUUUUUUUAAAAUGCUGAAAAACUGCUCUAUGCACGAAAACAAAAAAAAAUAUGUCUGUAAAUACGGGUCCUUCGAUUUUAAAAUUAAAUUUGCUAAGGGAUAACAGUGUAAUCUUUCUUGAAAGUUCUUAUUGGCAGGGGGGGGGUUUGAACGCUUCGUUAUCAAGCUUUGGCCCUCAAGAUCACCUGACUUCACAGGCUUGAUUUUUAUUGUGUAUGCUACGUAAUUUAAUGAUAUAGCAGAACUAAAGGUGUUCCAAUUAAAACACAACUUUAAGGUAAAUAGGUAAAAUUAAUUAAGUUUUUCUUCCGUGGAGUCCAGAUUUUAAAAGGCAUAUACCGUUUAAAAUGCUUACGAUUGGGAUGUAAUACAGAGUCCAUGCCGAGACGAGCGAAGUCUGAGGUUGAAGAUCAAAGAUUCUGGACAUCUUAUUAAAGAUGCCAAGUUUUGGAAACAAUCCUCCAAGGACCAUAAUAAUAAGUAAUAUUGUUUAUAAAAGUAAUUGGUAUACAUUUUGAAACGGAAACAAAUCCCGAGUAUGUGUUUGUUUAUUGUCAGAUUCGAACACGGAACCUUCAGAUCAGAAUGACGAUGAACAAUAAAUCACGGAAAAUAAAAGAAAUACAAUAUUUAGACUUGAUAAUUCGAUCUUGAACACGUCUUCUGUUCUGCUAUACAGACUGCUCUGUGAGGGAACCAGGUCUACCAACCGAAGAAACACAUUCACAGGGGUUUUGCUUUCGAGGGAUUCCGGAGAAGUCAUUAACAUGUUUUUAUUCAAAUUAGGCGACAUAUUGGUGUCUUGUUUACCAUACGUCUGGCAUAAAUCGUUAUUGUAAUGGGAGGUACAGAAAAGCCACACCAGGGCACCGGAAUUACGACGCCAGCGCUGUACUUUUACAUCACUUCCGGUGUGGGACUUCGAAACUUUUAAGCGCUUGGGGUUUCUUUUUGCACAGAGUCUACAAUGUAAAGAAUUGAGUUUUAUUAUUUGAAUGUUUUUGAAGGUUCACGUUAAUGUUUUUCUUUUCUUUUCAAUAGAUGUUGUUUGUCGACGUAUCUUAACUGUAUUUAAUUGUUGGCUUUACGAGACGAUUCUGAACAGGGUUGUUUUAACUAUGCUGUGAAUUGAUUUGAACCAAAUAUAAAGUAUAAACACAGAAAAUAUUCUGUUUUUGUGUCACAUACAUUUAUUUCAUUGUUUUACGAAAUAUUUCAAGUAUGAAUUAAAGCAAUCUAAAAUGUG
This is a messenger RNA of Zootermopsis nevadensis, 4794 nucleotides long. Lineage: Eukaryota; Metazoa; Arthropoda; Insecta; Blattodea; Termopsidae. The record is from RefSeq and is a predicted model, not a curated record.